AUGGUGCUCUACGUGGUCGCGCUCGCCGUGUCCCCGUUCUACUCCCGCCCGUGCCCGCAGGACGGCGGCACCGGUGCCGUCGCUCGUCUCGCGGCCGCGGCGGAUGGCAAGUGGCAUAAUAAUGGCAGCGCAUCGUCUACCUCCGUGACGCGGCUUCCGCCGCCCAAGGCGCGGCCGAAGCCGAAGCAUUCCGCGGACGACGAUGCCGCACCCACCGGGCUGCGCCACAUCGUGUUCGGCAUCGGCGCGUCGUCGUCGCUCUGGAAGAGCCGGAGGGAGUACAUCAGGGUGUGGUGGCGGCCGGGCAAGAUGCGCGGCUUCGUGUGGCUGGACAAGCCUGUGCCGGAGCUAUACUCCAGGAACGCCUCCUCGGGUCUCCCUGGCAUCAAGAUCAGCGCCAACACGUCCAGCUUCCGGCUGGGCCUCCCGGGCGUGCGGUGGUUCGUGAUGGGCGACGACGACACGGUGUUCUUCCCGGACAACCUGGCGGACGUGCUGUCCCAGUACGACCACACGCAGCCGUACUACAUCGGGAACCCGUCGGAGAGCCACAUCCAGAACCUCAUCUUCUCGUACGGCAUGGCGUUCGGCGGCGGCGGGUUCACCAUCAGCGCCGCGCUGGCGGCGCAGCUGGCGCGCAUGCAGGACGGCUGCAUCGAGCGGUACCCCGCGCUGUACGGCAGCGACGACCGCAUCCACGCGUGCAUGUCGGAGCUGGGGGUGCCGCUGACGCGCCACCCCGGGUUCCACCAGUGCGACCUGUGGGGCGACGUGCUGGGCCUCCUGGGCGCGCACCCGGUGGCGCCGCUGGUGUCGCUGCACCACUUCGACUUCCUGCAGCCGGUGUUCCCGACGGUGCGGUCGCGCACGCAGGCGCUGCGGCGGCUGUUCGCGGGGCCCGUGGCGCUGGACCCGGCGGCCGUGGCGCAGCAGUCGGUGUGCUACGACGCCGGCAAGGAGUGGACGGUGUCCGUGUCGUGGGGGUUCGCGGUGGUGGUGAUCCGCGGGGUGCUGUCGCCGCGGGAGAUGGAGGCGCCGAUGCGGACGUUCCUCAACUGGCCGCAGGUGUACUACAUGCGGCAGGCGCGGCUGGAACGCCGCUGGCGCAACCGCAACACCACCACGGUGACCGAGUACGAGCGGCACCGGGUGCCGCCCGCGCCGUGCCGGUGGCGCAUCCCGGACCCCGCCGCGCUGCUGGACCGCGUCGUCGUGCUCAAGAAGCCCGACCCCGAGCUCUGGAAACGGGCCCCGAGGAGGAAUUGCUGCAGGGUGGUGUCGUCGCCGACGGUGGGGAAGGACCGGAGGAUGACCAUCGACGUCGGCGUCUGCAGAGACUCGGUCUCUUCUUUUUGA
This is a messenger RNA of Miscanthus lutarioriparius, 1356 nucleotides long. NCBI's taxonomy places the organism in Eukaryota, Viridiplantae, Streptophyta, Magnoliopsida, Poales, Poaceae. The record is from the annotation of a GenBank genome assembly.